AUGUCCAACAAGGUCCAUGUUCUCAUGGACUUUCGUCAGGGGCCGGAUAACGUAGAGGGGUCGCAAGCAAUCGAUGCUGCCGAGGCUGUUGAGAGCAACUUGAGAUCUCUCAGGCGCUUGACGGGUCCCGAUAGGUACCGCUGA
Molecule: messenger RNA, 144 nt
Organism: Fusarium venenatum
Lineage: Eukaryota; Fungi; Ascomycota; Sordariomycetes; Hypocreales; Nectriaceae
Source: RefSeq, a predicted model, not a curated record